AUAAUCAAACUCUACACAACACAAGCCCCUCUUUCUUUCUCCUAAUCAUCCCUAUACAUAUGUUGUUCCAAAUGGAUGAUGAACCUCUUCUCCCAAACACUUUACCAGAACAUCAUCAUCAUCAUCAUCAUCAUUCUAACAAACCAUCAUCAAGCUGGAGAGAAUUCUCUUCUGGGUAUCUUGAUCUCAUCUCUAGUGAUGCCAUUAUCAAGACAACCCCGAAUUCUUCUUCUUAUUUAAAUGUUCUUGCCUGCAGCUUGCAUAAGAACUCGAGAAAGCUUCAUCGUCGUUCACAUUCUGCUCCAUCUCUAUUUACUCAAGCCAGGGAAUCAUCUGUAUCCGAUACUUUAGACCCAAGGACACCUUCCAAGUCUACUCCGUUGAUCGUCCGGCAAGCGUUUAUCAGUGUGGCCUUUUAUCUGGCUAUUGUUGUUGUCAUAUUCCUAGUAAGUGGAAGCUUCAAGGGUACUACAACUUUCAAGCCAGUGGAUGCCUUGUACUUCACAGUGGUUACUCUUUGCACCAUAGGGUUUGGUGACAUAGUUCCUGACUCCACAUUUACCAAGCUCUUCACUUGUGUUUUCAUAUUGGUUGGCUUUGGGUUUAUAGACAUUCUGCUAAAUGGGUUGGUCACCUACAUCUGUGACAGACAAGAAGCAGUUCUGUUGAGUGCUGUGGAUGAGAGUAGAUUCAACAGAUACAUGAUUGAUAGAGUUAAAGGGAGAAUAAGAAUUAGAACCAAAGUGAGCUUGGCCUUGCUAGCUGUGGUUGGCUGCAUUGCUAUAGGAACAAUUGCAGUACAUUUUCUGGAGAAUAUUAAUUGGGUUGAUAGUUUUUAUCUAUCUGUUACUUCUGUAACAACUGUUGGUUAUGGAGAUUUUGCUUUCACCACAGUAACAGGGAGAUGUUUUGCCAUAGUUUGGCUUUUGAUUAGCACACUGGCGGUUGCCAGGGGAUUUUUAUACCUGGCUGAGUUCAGGAUUGACAAGAGAAAUCGUAGGAUUGCGAAAUGGGUUCUUCAGAAAAAGAUCACCCUUGGCGAUUUGAUAUCUGCAGAUCUUGAUAACGAUGGAUCUAUCAGCAAAUCAGAAUUUGUGAUAUACAAGCUCAAGGAGAUGGGGAGAAUAACAGAGAAAGAGAUUCUGCAGAUUUGCAACCAAUUUGACUCUUUAGAUAAUAGCAAUUGUGGGAAGAUCACUCUUGCUGAUCUCAUGGAAUGUGGUUGAGCCUAAGCAAAAACGAAAGGUAUGGCCAACACAAAGCACAUUCAAAAGGGUGAUUUUGCAAACCCACAAUUCCAAAUGCUAUCCCAAAUGGGCAUACAAAAAGCAUAUCUGAGUUUGGAAAUUUUCCUCACUGUAUAGAAACCAAAAUCAUUGGUUACAAGUAGUUAGUGUUAUUGAGUUUGUAAAUUAUGUAAAAUUACAAAUCCCACAUUAGAAAAACAUUAAACUUUUUGUAGGGCUUAUAAUGUGGGAAAAUGAUUCUAUUUUUGGAGGGAAACAAGAUCAUGAUAUGAGAUUCCAUAGAUUCUCCAAAUAGGACACUUGGAUUAGGAUUCGAUUUUAGGAAUCAAUGGAUCAAAAUUAGUAGUUAGGAGUUCAUAGAGUUGAUUGUCGAUUUGGCUAGAUUAAGGUUUGAGAAGAAAUUUCAAUGAUAAGUUUGGAGAUAAGUUAAGUGAUGUCCAAGUAUAGUUUGAUUCAGCAUAUAUAUACUUGAUACUCUCUAACUUCCAUCUCGUCAGAUCAGAUAGAGAUAUUCUGUGACAGGUGGGUCAGACGGCUCAUUAAUGAUAGACAGUUGACUAAUAAAUACGGAGCCAAUUAGCUAUACUCUAUCCUCUCAUCCACGUUACAUUAGCGCGGUUCAUAAUAUGUACAUUUAUGAUCUCGAUAGGGAUCAGAGAAGUCUACUACUAUGAUGAAGAUUUAUAUUUAUUUUUUAAUCUAAUCUAAUCGUAAACAUGUAUUUUGAUCAUAAAGUAUUUUAUAUCUCAUAUGUUAUCCACCAGAAUUAGCAAUUCAUGUGAAAUAUAUGGCAUGCAUCUCAAUAUCACUGUUCAAAUUGGAUUUUGACUUGAUGUGGCACCAAGUUCUUGCUGAUUCAAUUAUGACCAAGUAUAGCUCUGUGAGCGUUUCAUACUUCCAAGAAUUUCCAAGCUUUCUCAAAAAUUGUCAGACUCCUCAUUUGUCUGGGCAACUCUUUUUUUUAUAGGCAUUGAAAAUAAUAAUAAGUUAAUAUAUUUAAAAAAGGAUAACCGAGAUGCUUU
Messenger RNA from Manihot esculenta (cassava), 2269 nucleotides. RefSeq names its product two-pore potassium channel 3. Lineage: Eukaryota; Viridiplantae; Streptophyta; Magnoliopsida; Malpighiales; Euphorbiaceae. The coding region runs from base 60 to 1226 and encodes 388 amino acids. Gene Ontology annotation, biological process: stabilization of membrane potential; potassium ion transmembrane transport. The record is from RefSeq and is a predicted model, not a curated record. Gene Ontology annotation, cellular component: membrane. The transcript has 2 exons. Gene Ontology annotation, molecular function: potassium ion leak channel activity.